AUGAACGUAUUAAAUCAAAUAGAUACAUUAUUUUUAGAUUAUACAAAAACUAAGGGAGUCAAAAAAAUAGAUGCAGAUUGGGAUGAAGGUAUAAUAGUUAAUAGAUAUAUAGAACUAGGAAAUGGAAUAUCAAAAAAUCUGAAUGAUGACAACAAAAAAACUGAACAAUCUGAAGAGAAGAAAGAAAAGAAAAUCUGUAAUCUAACAAAUGAAACACCUUUAGAUGGAAACAAAAAAAUUGACUCAAGAAAUGAUAUUUCUGAAGCAAUUAUAAAAGAAAAAGGAAGCAAUAUUAUUCCUAAUAAUAAUACUGUAGAUAAUUGUGUAUGUAUAAAUUCAUUUCCCGAUUUAAACGAAUUAAAAGAUGCAACGUUAGUUAGAUGGACUUGUAUGGUUCAGCAAAUAAUUUCUCCUGAAUGCUACCUUGGGAUUUAUAAAUUAAGAAACAAAAAAACUGGAGAAAUCAUUUUAAAAAGCUCAAAAUAUAGAGACUAUAUUGACAUGGACGAUGAUUGGGAAGUAAUUGAAGACAGUGAAAAAAAAUAUGGGAUUGGUGAAUACUAUGAAUCAAACUAUGAGAAAAAUAAUGACAACACUGAGCAAGGAAAUAAGGAUAAUGCAAAGGAAAAUGAUGAAGGCUGCACACAAAAAGAUAAGAAAGAUAUUAUGCUUUAUGAUAAUUAUAGUAAUUUCAACAAAUAUUGGAAUAGAUAUUUAUUUUUAUGUACAAAUGUACCAGGGAAUAAAGGCUCAUGGUGUAAAAAUUUGUAUGAGUAUACUUCAUAUCUUAGUAAUUCUGAAUUUUUUUUAAAAAACCCAAAUAAUUAUGAACAAAGUGUUAAUAAAAAUUCAGAUUCAAUUGGGCAUUCAUGCAAAUUAGUUCGUACUAGUGAAUCUAAAUUGGCUGAAAGCUCAGAUAAUGUAAAAAAUAAAAAAACGAGCAUAUGCCCUAAUCCUUCGGAAAAUAAUUUAGACAACAAUAUAAAUAAUGAUAUAUCAAAUUCUUUAUUAAAGACUGAACUGUCUCAAAAUGGAACUGUAAAAGAAGAAAAAGAUAAAGAAUUUAUUACUUCCCAAAAAAUGAGAUGUAUAGUAAAAAUUUACGAUGCGAAUAGUCAAUAUAACGGGAAAAAUUCAGACGAUUUUUUAAAGUUAAAUGAUAUAAUUGAAAUAAUAGGUAUAUUUCGUAAACAUCAAAUCAAAGAUUAUGAAGACUAUCAAAAAAAUUUGAAUUAUUAUUUUUCCCAUGAUCAGAAUUUUUUAAAAUAUCCAUGUAUUCAUGUCUUCCGUUAUACUAAAAUAAAUAUUUUUAAUCCUAUAAGCAAUUGUAUAUUAUUUAAAAAUGACCUUACAAAUAUUUUAGAAAGUGGUCCAUUCAAUAAUGUAAAUGAUUUGAGAAAGCAUCUAAUCAUUUAUAUUUCUACACAUUUUUCUAAUGAUUUAUUAGUUGCUAAUUAUAUAUUUUUUUACUUAUGUGCAAGUUAUAUUAAUGAAAGCAAAUUAAAAUUGGGUAAAUUUAGUCUAGGUAUUUUUAACUUGUUAACAAAAAAUACUUCGAACGACAAACCAUAUCGACAAAAUACCGAUGCAUUAAACAAUGAUCAAAAGGAUUUAAAUUAUGUAAAAAGAGAUAUAACAAAAUUAGAAGAACCCGUGGGAAAUACUGUUAGCCAAAUCUCCGGCACAAAAAAUAUUAAUAAUUUCAAUAAUGAUGAAAAAACAGUUGCUAACAAUAUUUUAAAUAUAAAUAAUAUGUUCAUAAACUUGAUUCCUUUAUAUAGAUACAUUCCUCUUUCUUUAAGUAAAUUAAACAGUAACCAUUUAGUAUCUGUUAUGAAUAAUGAUAGUGGAGAAUUAAAAAAAGGAAAACUUCAGCUAGCUAAUAAUACUUAUAUUGCUUUUGAUGAAUGUUUAUUAGAUGUAGGUAAUCUUAAUAGCAUUGGCAUAAAAAAUUUUCAUUGCAUAGAAAGAUUAAUAACAUCACAAGAACUACCAUAUAUUUUUAAUACUGAUAUUACUUUUGAAACACAAAAUAAUAUAUUAAUGUUAUCCAAAAAAAAAUCAAUGUUUUACAAUUAUAUCGACAUAUCUGUUCCUAUACUUCAAAAAGAUAUAAAACCUCUAAAUAAAAGUAAUGCUAAGAAGGAAUCAUCUUUAAAUGGAGUAGACAACUUAAAAACAGAUCAAAAAAAUGACAUUGGAAUUGAUCAAAAUAAAUCUAAUGAUGAUGAAAAUAUUUCAAAGUCUAUUUCAUUUUCAAAAGAAUUUAAAAAUAUCUAUGAAAAUUAUAAGCCAAAUGAAAAAGAACUUAUGCAAUUUAGAAGAUAUAUCAAUUAUAUAUUAUCAAAAAACCAUUCUGCAAAAAUUACUACAGAUAUACAAAAUUAUAUUACCGAUUAUUUUGUUACGUUGAGACAAACAAAUAAAUCCAUAAAUCAAUUUAUUUUAAAUACAUGGAUAUGCAUGUCAAGAAUAUUUGCAUUUUCAGAUGGAUCUGAUGAAAUAACUAAAGACCACUGGAGCUAUAUCAUGGAGCUCGAGGAGGAAAGACGAGUCCGAAUGGAUAAUUUAGAUCGAAUUUAUGUUUAA
This is a messenger RNA of Plasmodium vinckei vinckei, 2589 nucleotides long. RefSeq names its product conserved Plasmodium protein, unknown function. The transcript has a single exon. The coding region runs from base 1 to 2589 and encodes 862 amino acids. Gene Ontology annotation, biological process: DNA-templated DNA replication. Gene Ontology annotation, molecular function: chromatin binding. The record is from RefSeq and is a predicted model, not a curated record. Lineage: Eukaryota; Apicomplexa; Aconoidasida; Haemosporida; Plasmodiidae.